Linnemannia hyalina is the source of this 2004-nucleotide messenger RNA. The record is from the annotation of a GenBank genome assembly. Lineage: Eukaryota; Fungi; Mortierellomycota; Mortierellomycetes; Mortierellales; Mortierellaceae.
AUGCCCCAACCCACCCCACCACUACUUACAUUGCCGACAGAGCUCCUCAUAAACAUCUUUAUUCUCUCAUCCAAUCCGGCACUCGCACUCACCUGCCGCACUCUAAACUUCACCCUCGCUCCCCUCUCAAAGUCAAACUCAACCAGGACACGGUUCUUACUCACCCGCUACAGACACAACUAUGUCAAGGCCGUCGUCAAGGGUCUCCGCUGGGCCUUCUUCGACAUUGAUGUCCUGAACGCACUGGAUUAUAUAUAUUCAAGAGAGAGGGACCGUAACCGUAUUGGGGACGAAGCUACUGCUUGGCAAGAGGUGCUAUGGCGCCCACACCCCUCAACAACCGUCGGAUCAUCAGCACAAUUUCAUGCCUGGGAAACUACAGCAACAGUAACAGCAAGUCCGACCAAUCAGCUCGCGGAUGAUGUCUCGGUAGGUUCGUCAAGGGCGACAACACCAACAUCUACACCCGGCAAACGGUCGCAACUUGCAGAUACGGAGGAUUCGUCGAGCAAGAAGAGGCGGAGGAAAUACCCUCUGCCACUCUCCUCGACACCAAGGAAUCCCCUACCGGCCGAUCUAUCUGUCAACAGCACUGUGGGAGGAGAAGGAGGAGGUGCAUCAGAUCAGCAGGACAGUUUGAUCCCACUGCCCAAGGAUUUUCCGAUCCCACGGCGACUGUUCAAGUCCCACGAAUACAUUCCUCUUCUUCGCGUCUUGCUCUCUCGAGGUGGAUCACCAUCACAUACAUCUCACUAUCCUUUGGUCCGGGCAUCCCAGCGAGGCGAUGUCGAGAUGGUCAAGAUGUUACUUUCGUACGGGGCACCGGCAGAGAUGAAGGCCUUGCGGUGGGCCUGUGUCGAGGAGCAUAACGAGAUUGUGGAUGUGUUUCUGGAGUAUGGAGUCAAGCCGGACGAUCAGUGCCUUAGCUGGUGUGUUGAGAAGGACAAGACGAGGAUGGUUGACCGUCUCCUCAAGAUGGGGGUUGUGCCCAAUCUGAAGACCUAUCCGGCGUACGCGUCGUACAAGGCGAUUAACACCCGUGACAACAACCGAUUGACGGCUUGGCUCAUGUACUGGUCCGUCAUGGGCAUGUUCUCCGUCGUCGAGUUUGUCCUCGACAUCUUUGUCUUUUGGUUCCCAUUCUAUUACGAGAUCAAGAUGUUGUUUGUCCUUUGGAUGGUCCUUCCCCAAACACAGGGUUCUAUCUACAUCUACCAAGCGAUUGUCGAGCCAUAUCUUAUGAAGCACGAAAAGGAGAUCGACCUGACGCUCAAGGAUAUGCAUAAUAAGGCUAUGGUGAUGGGCAUGCAGUACCUCAAGCAGGCGAUUCAGACACUCCAGAACUUGGCACUCGAUAUGUACAAGAAGUCACAAGCACCAGCCAGCAUGUCGUCGCUCUCUGCUGCUGGAGUAGACCAACAAUCUGCAGACCAAUCUGCGCCUCCACCAAGCUAUACGCCUACAGCAACACGCGACUCUACAGAAGGAUCGAACUUACGUCAACCAAAACAAGGAGUGUUCUCAUGGGCAUUUGCAGUUGUGUCACCCAAGCUGGUUGCUGUGGCUACUAUGGCCACCAACACUGUCGGUCGCAACAUCCCCUCGCGCCCCUUACCUCAACCACCUGUCAACCUCUACAGCGAAAGAACGCAGUCUACAGGAUCGACCUCGUCUCGCGAUUCUUCCAUUUCGGGCAAUGGCGUCGACAAUAUCCUUGGUAUUAUUGGCGCAGUUGCAGCAUCGGCAUCAAAGAAUUCGAAUUCGCCUUCUGCUGAAAAGACAGAAUUGGACCAGCUGACGUCGCGACUGAACAGGGCUGCAAAUUCGACUGGUAUUGACUCGCCCGGAGGAGGACAGACUCUGCGUAGCCGUAAGAUCAACCUAUAUGAGGACGGGCCCUCGGAGGACGAUGCUUCGUCUACCACGACCAGACAGCAUACUGCCGAGAACAGCUGGAGUGGUUAUUCGGGCUUUGGGCGUACUUCUGUCAGCAACGACCAGUAA